UGUACAUUGUGUAUCACCUAUCCCUGGCUAUAAGGUGUGCAGACAGAUCGCUGCAGGGUAAGGAGGAGAGGGAGGAGGAGAAUGACUUCACACCUUCACAAUGUUCCCUGUAUACCUAAAGUGAAGCAGCGCAAACAUAACACACAUCUCUCUGUCUACCUGGAUGCCAGCAGGUAAGAGAAAUCUCUAAGAAGACAAUAGCACAAGUUACCAAAAGGAGAUCAAAAAAGGCAUUCAAGUAUAGGGAAUUCGGAUCCACCAAAGACACGGGGGACCUGUACAGAUCAACAGACCACCGGUUCUGUGGUCAUCAAAAGCCCAAGAAGACUCAACAAGAAAAAAAAAAAAAUCACGUUUAGAAAAGCUGGUGGAGAUGAUACCGUGACAGUAGACAGUAGGGUCAACGUUGCAGUACAGGGGUCAUUGUCAGAAAGGUCACAGUGAACCACACUAGAUAACCUCUCAGUAGAGGAGGUCGGCAGCACAAUCCCGGAAAUACAGUGGGAAAAACGCAACAGGAAGACCCAAAAGGACAAAUGGAUUGCCAACGGUGAAAAGUUGAAAGAAAUACCCAACAGGACAAAAAUAAAAAAAAUAAACAUUUUUGUUGGAGUACUGAAGAAGUAAGAAAAGUUUAAGUUGUGGGUUGUUCUUUCAACCACCCUUAAAAAUGUCAAUGAUCGUGGAGGCGACGGGAUUCUUCUUUGGGGUCAUAGGCUCCAUCAUGUUGGGCAUCGCGCUCUUCGACGCAAACUGGAGGGUGUCUUCGGAUGACGGAAGCGUGAUCAUCACCUCCGUCCUGUUUGAGAACCUGUGGAUGAGCUGUGCCACCGAUUCCACCGGAGUGUACAACUGCCGAGAAUUCCCGUCCUUGCUGGCUCUUUCAGGUCACCUGCAGGCUUUCCGGGCCCUGAUCAUAUCAUCGUUGAUUUUCGGCUUGUUCUCGUGUCUGUGUGGGAUGAUUGGACUGCAGUGUACGAAGGUCGCCGAGGGGAAUUCUGUACUGAAGGGCAAGUUUAUCACAGCAGCUGGAGCUAUAUCCAUAUUUUGCCGGUAUCUGUGCUGGGGUUUCCGUCUCUUGGUACGCGUUCAAUAUUACCAAGGACUUCUUCAACCCACUGUUCCCAGGAACCAAGUAUGAAAUUGGUCCGGCUCUUUACCUGGGCUGGUCCGGGUCUCUUCUAGAUGUGGUUGGUGGGUCACUAAUGUGCUGCUCAUAUAAAUCUCAGGUGGCCAAAGCCA
Messenger RNA from Rana temporaria (common frog), 1242 nucleotides. Its product is annotated as claudin-15-like. Bases 671 to 1141 code for a protein of 156 amino acids. The transcript is spliced from 4 exons. The record is from RefSeq and is a predicted model, not a curated record. Gene Ontology annotation, cellular component: bicellular tight junction; plasma membrane. Gene Ontology annotation, molecular function: structural molecule activity. NCBI's taxonomy places the organism in Eukaryota, Metazoa, Chordata, Amphibia, Anura, Ranidae. Gene Ontology annotation, biological process: bicellular tight junction assembly; cell adhesion.